AUGGAUAAAAAUGCAGAUGUGGUGGAGGAGGAGAGGAUUUUCAAGAAGAUGAGUGUGCUUCCAGAUGAAAAGGAUUUUGUUGAUGCCAUCCUUUCUCUCAAGGACCUCCAGCGCAAGGCGGCCAAGUUGGCCAAGGCUUCCCCUUUUAAGUUUGAGCCUAUCCGUGAGCACUACAGGGAGAAGAUUAAGUUCGUGGAGAGAUCCUUUUUUCGUAAGCUCUCGAAGGUUUCCAAAGAGUUUGCUAAUUGUCUCAAUGAAACUCCCCCCGGUGGCCUUCUCUUUCAACGAUUUCAUUACAGUGACUUGAAAUUUGCUCGAAGACAACUGAAUUUUGCAAGGGACCGGACUCACAGCGUCGCCAUGACUUAUGUGCUACUACUGAGAAAGGAUGAUUGUGAUUCCGUGGACAAGUGCAAGUCCCUGACAGUGUCUGCUCUUGGGCAGGACAUGCUGGUUCAGUUCACCAACAAGAAUCUGGAAGAUGAGAAUGCUGCUGCUACUCUGACAAAGAACAAGAAGCACUUCGUCACCGAGGCAUACGACACCUUUGCCUUUGAUAUUCGAAAUGCUGCCGCCGUUGUUCCUCCUGAAACUCUCGCUUGGCUUGAGGAUUUGGAACGUGAAGAUGGCUUUUAA
Capsella rubella is the source of this 636-nucleotide messenger RNA. RefSeq names its product probable mediator of RNA polymerase II transcription subunit 26a. The transcript is spliced from 2 exons. The record is from RefSeq and is a predicted model, not a curated record. Lineage: Eukaryota; Viridiplantae; Streptophyta; Magnoliopsida; Brassicales; Brassicaceae. The coding region runs from base 1 to 636 and encodes 211 amino acids.